Paramecium sonneborni is the source of this 644-nucleotide messenger RNA. NCBI's taxonomy places the organism in Eukaryota, Ciliophora, Oligohymenophorea, Peniculida, Parameciidae. The record is from the annotation of a GenBank genome assembly.
AUGGAUAUACAUAAUAGGAAUAAAUUGUUGUUAGAUCUUAAAACGAGUCUAUUUCUACCUCCUUUUAAUGAAGAAUUGUAUGAAACUUGCACAACCGAUCAUCAAAAAUCGAUUAAAGAAAUCUAAGAAAUUUAUAAGUGAUCUCAUUUUAUCAAACUUAGACUUCGUAAUGAUCCUGAAUUGGCAGAUAAAAUUAAACCUAUUAUCUAACUUAAAAUAAAAGAUGUCGAAAGAACAAAAAGAGUUUAAUUAGCAUAUUUAAUGCAUAGAGUACUUUUUAAUCAUCAUCUAGAUUAAUAAAAUACAAUCCUAAUAUUUUAUUGAUUCAGGAUAAUUAAGUAGUGAUCACUUAGAUUAGCUUUCUAAAAAUGAAAAAGAAUACUAUAAAUUUUUUGAUUAAUUGGUUAAGAAGUAUGAAAAUGACACUGACACAAAAGUUAGUUAAGUAAUCAUCAAUUCUCUCCUUUAAUUAGAAUAUAAUUCCACCAUCAGAAGUUUUUAUUGAAGUUAGAGUGAUCAAAUAAAUUGGAAAUAUCAUUACUUAAGAUGGAGACGAACUUGAUUUAGAAGAAGGAACAUAAUAAUUAGUAAAGAAAUCAGAUGUUAUUAAAUUUUUAUAAGAUGGUUCUCUUGUUUAAUUAUGA